Vitis riparia (riverbank grape) is the source of this 716-nucleotide messenger RNA. RefSeq names its product organ-specific protein P4-like. The transcript is spliced from 2 exons. The record is from RefSeq and is a predicted model, not a curated record. Bases 58 to 498 code for a protein of 146 amino acids. Lineage: Eukaryota; Viridiplantae; Streptophyta; Magnoliopsida; Vitales; Vitaceae.
GAGCAACCUUGAUGCAAAUCACAUAGUGGUAACCUAAGUGUUUAAUUGAUUGAGAACAUGGAGUCUUCCUUCGCUUUGUUUGUUAUUCUCUCACUUGUCUUGGUUGGCAACACAAUAGCUGCGAGAAAGGACCCUGGGGAGUAUUGGAAAGAUGCCAUGAAGGAUCAGCCCAUGCCCAAGGCCAUCGAAGGCGUUCUCUCCGCCAAGAACCCCAACUGCCAUACAGCUACGGCGGCAAGUAACGAGCAGGCCGAUCAGCUUCUAAAGGAUUUUGAGCAGAAAGUAGAGAAGGCUUUUGCCGAGGACUUUGAACCAAGACCCAAUGUCUCGGUUUACCAUGAUGAUAGUAAAGUUGGAGAAGAAAAAUCAUUUGUUAAGGACUUUGAGCCCGGGCCUAACGUCUCAGUAUACCAUGACGAUGAAGUUGCUUCAAAGGGAGACAAGUCAUUUGUUAAUGACUUUGAACCAAGGCCAAAUCUCUCUGUUUAUAACGACUAAGGGAAAGCCAUGUAUAAUUGAAGCAGGUACAAGUUCUAUGUGUGCAUUUCACAUAAGUUGAUCAGCACUGAAGCUAGCUACAUGUAAGAACUAAGAAGUAAGAUCGAUGUUUCAGGUUUGUAUGAGUAAUGGUGUGAAGUAGUAUUGAAGUGUGGAGUGUGAAUUGUAUUAUGAUGAUUUAAUAAAAGCUUGUACCGGCCAGGUUUUGCUUUUUAAUA